AUGAACACCUCAAGCCUUUUUUUUACAGCCACCGCUCUCAGGUUCAUCCAGCUUCCAUCUCAGCCCGAUGGAACCAAAUCACCAGCAGUCGGAACGGCCAACGAGCUGCUGCCAGACAACUCCCCCGAGACCGCGAGCGCGCGAGCAGCGCAUGGCAUUGAGGAAUUCACCAUGCCUUCCUGUCCGUACUUGUCUCGUCGUCAACCGGAUUUAACUCCUAAACGAGCUCAGACACCACCUCAGACACCCGCGAUAAUUGAAUAG
Messenger RNA from Penicillium soppii, 264 nucleotides. RefSeq lists its product as uncharacterized. The record is from RefSeq and is a predicted model, not a curated record. The transcript has 2 exons. The coding region runs from base 1 to 264 and encodes 87 amino acids. Lineage: Eukaryota; Fungi; Ascomycota; Eurotiomycetes; Eurotiales; Aspergillaceae.